Messenger RNA from Knipowitschia caucasica, 1350 nucleotides. The record is from the annotation of a GenBank genome assembly. Lineage: Eukaryota; Metazoa; Chordata; Actinopteri; Gobiiformes; Gobiidae.
AUGGUUUGUUUAAAGUGCUGGAGGGAAGGGAUAAUGCAUAUCCUUUCCCAUCCGGAAAAAGAAGCCACCAUGAGUAACGUCACGGUCACAGACAACACUGAACCCAUCGGCCACACCAUGAGCCCGGCCACCCCCAGCCCGUACUCCUACCCUGUCAGCUUCCAAGUCUCUCUGACAGGAUUUCUUAUGUUGGAGAUUAUCUUGGGCUUGAGCUCCAACCUCACUGUGCUGGCGCUCUACUGUAUGAAGUCCAACUUGAUCAGCUCAGUCAGUAACAUAGUCACUAUGAAUCUCCAUGUGCUGGACGUCUUGAUUUGCCUGUGCUGCAUUCCACUCACCAUCGUGGUGGUGCUGCUUUCUCUGGAGGGGGACACUGCCCUGGUCUGCUGCUUCCACGAGGCCUGUGUCUCCUUUGCUAGUGUUGCCACUGCUGCAAAUGUGCUCGCCAUUACACUGGACCGCUAUGACAUCUCUGUUAAACCGGCCAACCGGGUGCUGACUAUGGGCCGGGCUUUGACCUUGCUGUCUGCCAUUUGGGUGCUAUCUUUUGUCAGUUUUCUCGUUCCCUUUAUUGAGGUGGGUUUCUUUGCCCAGGGUCAUGCAGACCUCAACCAGACAGUUGUGGAGAAUGUAGUGCAUUCAAACCAGUACUACACUGAACUGGGACUAUAUUACCACCUGCUGGCCCAAAUACCCAUUUUCUUCUUCACUGCAGUUGUGAUGCUCAUCACCUACUCCAAGAUCCUGCAAGCGCUCAACAUCCGAAUUGGCACUCGCUUCCACAACUCACAAAAGAAGAAGGCAAAAAGGAAAAAGCGGCCCUCCAUGACAGCCAUGACGCCACAGCAGGAGGCCACAGACGGGUCUCAGAGCAGUGGCAGCCGUAACCCCACUCUGGGAAUGCGGACCUCGGUGUCUGUCAUAAUCGCAUUGCGUCGAGCUGUGAAAAGACAUAGAGAGCGCAGGGAGCGACAAAAGAGAGUUUUCAGAAUGUCCCUGCUGAUUGUGUCCACAUUCCUGCUGUGCUGGACACCCAUUACAGUGCUAAACACAGUCAUCCUGAGUAUGGGCCCGAGUGACCUCAUGGUCAAACUCAGACUAGGCUUCCUGGUCAUGGCCUACGGAACUACUAUCUUUCAUCCAUUACUGUAUGCCUUCACCAGACAGAAGUUCCAGAAAGUUUUGAAAAGCAAAAUGAAGAAGAGAGUAGUGUCCAUCAUUGAAGCAGAUCCUACUCCAAACAAUGCCAUCAUCCACAACUCAUGGAUAGAUCCAAAAAGGAACAAGAAGGUGACAUUUGAUGACAAAGAUGCCCGACAAAAGUGUCUGUCUUCUGAGGAUGUGGAGUGA